Cynoglossus semilaevis (tongue sole) is the source of this 2998-nucleotide messenger RNA. Its product is annotated as ATP-dependent RNA helicase DDX19A. Lineage: Eukaryota; Metazoa; Chordata; Actinopteri; Pleuronectiformes; Cynoglossidae. The record is from RefSeq and is a predicted model, not a curated record. Bases 208 to 1674 code for a protein of 488 amino acids. Gene Ontology annotation, molecular function: RNA helicase activity; nucleic acid binding; ATP binding. The transcript has 12 exons.
UUCAAUUUUACUUUCAACCGGGUAGGAACUUGUGGUGUUGGGAUUUCGUUGCCCACCGGACAUCUGAGCAGCUGCACAGGUGCUGGGAGUCGGUCUCCGCACGCCAUUGUGGGAAUCAGUUACUCUCGCAUUACUGGUUGCGCCGACUGAGCUUUUUCAGCCGAGUUAUUUCACGUGUAAAGUAACUGCAGAAGAAACUGACCCGCGAUGGCAACGGACUCCUGGGCACAGGCAGUGGACGAACAAGAAGCUGCGGCUGAAUCGAUCGGCAGUCUUCAAAUUAAAGAAAAAACAGAAGAAAAUGGCACAACUGCAAAUGCAACACAAUUGAGUUCUGCAGCAGCAAACACAGAAGGAGGUGGAGACAACAAGACCACAGAUGAAGAUGACAGCGAGGACAAAGCAGCACAGUCAUUAUUGAACAAGCUCAUUCGAAGCAAUCUAGUCAAUAAUACUAAUCAAGUGGAAGUUCUUCAAAAGGAUCCAAACUCUCCACUCUACUCUGUCAAGUCCUUCGAGGAGUUGCGACUCAAACCUCAACUACUUCAGGGUGUGUACGGCAUGGGCUUUAAUCGGCCUUCUAAAAUCCAGGAGACUGCCUUACCCAUGAUGCUGGCAGAGCCUCCACAGAAUCUGAUUGCCCAAUCACAGUCAGGAACAGGAAAAACCGCUGCCUUCGUCCUGGCAAUGCUCAGCCACGUGGACCCCAACAACAAAUUUCCCCAGUGCCUGUGUGUGUCACCCACUUAUGAACUGGCCCUUCAGACUGGUAAGGUGAUAGAGCAGAUGGGCAAAUACUAUCCUGAAGUCAAACUAGUCUACGCCAUCAGAGGGAAUAAGUUGCAGCGUGGCCUGAAGCUUGAAGAACAGAUAGUUAUUGGUACACCUGGCACAAUGCUGGACUGGUGCAGUAAACUCAGGUUUAUAGACCCCAAGAAAAUCAAGGUGUUUGUUCUGGAUGAGGCUGACGUCAUGAUCGCCACACAGGGUCACCAGGACCAGAGCAUCCGUAUCCAGAGGAUGUUGCCUAAAAACUGCCAGAUGUUGCUAUUUUCAGCCACAUUUGAAGAAUCGGUAUGGAACUUUGCCCAGCGCAUCGUGCCUGACCCCAACAUUAUCAAGCUGAAGAGAGAGGAGGAGACUCUGGAUACCAUCAAACAGUACUAUGUGUUAUGUAACAACAAGGAGGAGAAGUUCCAAGCUCUCUGUAACCUCUACGGAGCCAUCACCAUCGCCCAGGCUAUGAUCUUCUGUCACACGAGGAAAACUGCAGGUUGGCUGGCAGGUGAGCUGUCUAGAGAAGGCCACCAGGUAGCGCUACUAAGUGGAGAGAUGCAGGUUGAGCAGAGGGCUGCUGUCAUCGAACGUUUCAGAGAUGGAAAGGAGAAGGUCCUCGUUACCACUAAUGUCUGUGCUCGAGGCAUCGAUGUAGAGCAGGUUUCUGUGGUGAUCAACUUUGACAUGCCUGUAGACAAAGAUGGUAACCCUGACAACGAGACGUACCUGCACAGGAUUGGACGCACGGGUCGAUUUGGCAAAAGAGGCCUGGCCAUCAACAUGGUGGACAGCAAGAUGAGCAUGAACAUCCUCAACAGGAUCCAAGAGCAUUUUAAUAAAAAAAUUGAAAAACUAGACACAGAUGAUCUGGAUGAAAUUGAGAAAAUCGCCAGCUAAACACAAACAAGGACACGACAUCCCUUCCCCUCCUCUUCGGUCUCCAAGGACUGUGCGCUCCUACAGUGGUUAAAAUGCUUUUAUUUUUAUUUUUUAGCUCUCUGAGGGAAAACUCAAAACCACACACGACAUAUGUUUACACGUGGACAAGUGUUUUUUAUAAAUCUCGGGAACAUACCCCAUUUUACUCUUUGUACUUCUUUGAAUAAAGGCUCUGAGAUUAUCUGUGUUUCAUGACGUUGACUGAGAACGAGGGGCAAACGGCACCUCCUAUUGUUGACUGUGGUGACGACAUAAUUUCUUAGUUUUCUUCAUAUAUUCACAAAAAAAGAAAAGAACUCUCAACCAAAUUUUUUAUGUGCCACAAAGCAUCAGGUAGCAUUAUCUGUGAAUGUAACAAAAUCAUGUGCUCUGUUACACUCCUGCUAUUUAUUCGCUUUAUAUUGUGUUAACUUCAACAGUACAAAGAGUGAGGUUGGGUAUGUUUCACCUUGUUGUUAUUUAAUCAGUAUGAUUGUGAUGAGGUAAAGGUGAUGGUUGCGUUUUAAGGGUCUAUGCAAACCUAUCAACCUGUAAUAGCUAUUAACUGUCAUCCUGUAUCCACAUGACACAAACUAAUCCUGGAAUAACCUCAGCUGUAGAAUCAGGGUGCGUAGUCAAAACGCCAGUAAUGGCUGCCUAGAGUGAUGAUAGACUACCAACUCCGAGUCGUACUCACUUAGUUGUUUCUCUGCCUCUGAAAAAAAAGUUUGUUUCAUUUGUCACCCGCCAAUCACACUUUUUACACUUGUUUCUAGUUUUAAGUUUCGACUGCAUCAGACUCAUCAUCAGAACAAGCUUUGGCUCCUCUGCUGAGCUAUAAAGCCAUGAAUUUUUUUCUCGCUCAUCUGCCUCGUUAAAAUUUAAUUUAAAUACCAAGUGAGGCCACAUUGAUCAGUGGGUCAUAGUGUCUCACACAAUCUUUUCAAAAUCAGGGUUUGACUUGAGCUCAGCUCCAUCUCUUUCACCCAGGCUGUGCUGUUAUCAAGGAUUGUGAGUAAAAAAAAAAGAUAUAUAUAUAAAUCAACAAUGCCUUCCUCAAGUGCAUUAUAUAUACAUAUGGUUUUGUUACUGAUAUUCUGAGAUAUUGGGCUUAAUGUUCUGACUAACACUUGAAAUUUAGCUUCUAUAUUGAGUAAUGAGCCUCUGAUGGAUGUGUGAAUUCUCUUCAUGAAACCAAAUGCUGAAUUGACUUGAGGACCUAUGCCAAUCAGAUUCACUGUGUCGCUCUGACACAAUGGUGUGAAUAUUCAACGUGUACUUGUGUACAUAUUAAAAAAAAAAA